Ogataea angusta is the source of this 1041-nucleotide messenger RNA. RefSeq lists its product as uncharacterized. NCBI's taxonomy places the organism in Eukaryota, Fungi, Ascomycota, Pichiomycetes, Pichiales, Pichiaceae. Bases 1 to 1041 code for a protein of 346 amino acids. Gene Ontology annotation, cellular component: transcription factor TFIIH holo complex. The transcript has a single exon. The record is from RefSeq and is a predicted model, not a curated record.
AUGAACGCUCCGUCUACCCCACGACACCCUGAGCCAGAUCAAGAGGUGGAAUUGACCGACCACGACAUACCAAAGGAUCUCGCCGAGGCGCUGGAUUUAUCGUCCGACUCUGAGGAGGCACUGGGCAGCGAAAGCGUCGAGAUGGUCCCAACAGCAACCACGGGCAGUUUUGACGAUUUCACGGACCUGGACGCCACAAUCAAUCAGCCGUCGCCAGUCAAUCCGUUUGGACAGAACCGCGGGCUCACUGCGUCGGAGCCGCCGCGUCUCGUGCGCCGGCCGCCCCAGCGCCCGCGCAGACUUAGUGGGGCGCAACAGAGCCGGCUGGUGGCGUACAUGGACGCCAAGCUGCUGCAGAUCCAGCGGAUGUUUAUCAAGUAUCUCUCGCUGCGCAACGAUGACGACGAGAACGAUGCCGAUGACGAGCAGGCCGAAAAGUCGCCGCUUGCCGAGAUCGACGCGUCGCCCCCGCCCCAGUCAGAGCCAGACGACGUUUCCAAGUACACGCUGGACCGGCUGCUGGAGCAGGUCACGAGCGCCGUGCUACUGUUGUGGGUGUCGCUUUACGGGACACAAGAGAUUCCGGCUAUUUACCAUUCAAACAUAGCAGACACCGAGCCCGAGGACGAGCUGCAGAUCGACCUGAUCGACCCGUCGACCGUCGCGGGGCAGCCGGCAUACCUCAUCCGGAUCAUGGGCGAUCUAGCGGAUUAUCUGGAGAAGUAUCGUCUCGACUCGUUUCAGGACUUCCAACUGGUGCUGGAGCUGCUGGCCAAGAUCGACAAUUUCGCGAGUAUUCUGAUCGACCAGACAGAAAAACCGAUUUUCAGCACCACCGACAAGGUGCGCAUGGACUCGAUCGUCCAGCGGACGAAAAUGCUGAUGGUGGCCAAAUUCGAGGAGUUUCAGGCCGCCGUCGACGCGAGCGAGACAGACGAGCGCGGCAAGCGCGGCGCGCACUCGGGCAGAGACCUGCUCCCGACGUACCAGCUGCUUGUGGGCGAGAUCUACGAGGGGAUCACGGACCGCACGUCGAUAUGA